Molecule: messenger RNA, 1680 nt
Organism: Rosa chinensis
Lineage: Eukaryota; Viridiplantae; Streptophyta; Magnoliopsida; Rosales; Rosaceae
Product: cytochrome P450 89A2
Exons: 2
Coding region: 3-1559 (518 amino acids)
Cellular component (GO): membrane
Molecular function (GO): iron ion binding; oxidoreductase activity, acting on paired donors, with incorporation or reduction of molecular oxygen, NAD(P)H as one donor, and incorporation of one atom of oxygen; heme binding
Source: RefSeq, a predicted model, not a curated record
UGAUGUGGUUCCUCCUCUUCAUCCUCUCCCUCUUAUUCACUUUGCUGUUCAAAUCCCUUCUCUUUUCCUCUAAACCCUCCACCAAACUCGACGGCACUAUUCUACCGCCGGGACCCACCUCGAUUCCCAUAAUCGGAAACUUCAUAUGGCUCUACAAACUAGCUUCCGGAAUCGAACCCAUACUUGUUGACCUCCACGCGAAGUAUGGCCCUGUCGUCUCCCUCCCCAUUCCCUUCAGCCCUCACCCUGCCAUUUUCAUCAACGACCACUCACUCGCCCACCAAACCUUGGUUCAAAACGGCGCCGUGUGUGCGGACCGCCCUCCUCCCCAGCCCAUCACCAAGCUCAUCACUAACAACAACCGUGUCAUCUUCAGCAGCGGCUACGGCCCAACUUGGCGUCUCCUCCGCCGUAACCUCAUGUCCGAGGUUUUAAACCCUUCUCGGCUCAAGUCCUACGCUUCUUCCCGAAAAUGGGCUUUAGAUAUCCUCACCAACCGGCUCGAUCAGUCCGUAUCAUCAAACGGACCUGUCGUCGAAGUUUUAGAACACUUCCGGAUCUCCAUUACUUCUUUGUUCGUGUAUAUGACUUUUGGUGUGAAGGUGGAGGAUGAGGCGAAGAUGAAAGAAAUCAUCGAUGUUCAGCGUCGCUUUAUCUUUGGUUUGGUAAGAGGUUUUCAGACCCUAAACUUGGGACCCAGGUGGUUGAACAAGAUUUUGUUCCGUAAGGGCUGGAAUCAGUUCUACGAAAUUCGAAAGCAACAAAAGGACAUCCUGCUCCCUUUCAUAAAGGCACGAAAGAAGGUUAAACAAGAAAGAGUAGAUGAGAACAACGAUGACUUCAUGAUAGCUUAUGUUGAUACAUUAAUGGAUUUAGAAGACCCUCUCGAGAACAGAGCAUUCAAUGAAGGAGAACUAGUGGAUCAAUGCUCCGAGGUCUUGAACUCCGGCACGGACACCAUGUCAGUAACAUUGCAGUGGACGAUGGCGAAUGUAGUGAAAUAUCCACGUGUUCAGAAUAGGCUUGUUGAAGAGAUUACAGAGGUUGUGGGGGUUGGAAACGAAGAAAUGAAACAGGAGGAUCUUCAGAAGAUGCACUAUUUGAAAGCAGUGGUGAUGGAGGCUCUGAGGCUUCACCCACCAGGCCACUUUGUGGUUCCACACUCGCUUACAGAGGACAUUGUUCUGGAUGGACGUUAUAUGCUGCCAAAGAACUGUACUGUGAAUUUCAUGGUUGCCGAAAUGGGUCGGGACCCGAGUGUUUGGGACGAGCCCACGGAGUUUAAGCCUGAGAGGUUUCUGAGUGAUGGAGAUAAUGUACAGUGUGAUAUAACAGGGAGUAAAGAGAUUAAGAUGAUACCUUUUGGGGCUGGGAGGAGAAUAUGUCCGGGGUGGGGUUUGUCCAUGCUUCUUCUGGAGUAUUUGGUGGCAAAUUUGAUUUGGAAGUACGAGUGGAAAGCUGUGAAUGAAGUUGGUGUGGAUUUGACUGAGAAGCAAGAGGCCACCUGGGUGAUGAAGAAUCCAUUGCAAGCCCAUAUAUCUCCAAGGUUGAACAAGUGAAAAUAAAUUAUCAGUCAAUUGUCUGUAAUAAGUAAUAAAUGAUAUAUACCAGAAGAAAGAAAUUAUCUGUGUGUAUGUAAUAUUGAAAAAAAAAAAAUUAAAUUAAAACUAUGGAAUCAAU